GUCAUCCCUGGUAAUCAUCCGUGGAGUUUAAAUCCCAAACCGCAGGUGCGCCUGCUCUCCCCUCUCCCUUGACCUCAGAAAAAAACACGGUGAUCGUUCGCUCCACCGUUUGCUCGCGUGCCACACCGAACCUGCGCGCUGUGCUUCGGUGACGUCGCUCCAUUGGAGCCUGUGGUUGGAGCGCGAGUUAUUUUCACGUAUCUACUGGGAGAGAGAGGAGAGCGAGCGCACGGCGGUGCCAGCCAUGGUCAGCGCUUUGAGAGAACACUGAAAUCAACCGGGAGGGACAACAUCCUAGACAUGGAAUGCGACUGUGCAACAUUGUGUCUUUCCUGGCUGUCUGACAUUAUUUUUCUGCUCAACCAUUGAAAAGGAGGAGGUUUGUCGUUUACGUAUUGGAUUCCAGAGGACUGGGAACACCCCGGUCUCUAUUUCUCUUUCCGUUUCUCCCCCUCGGGUUGAAAAGUCACCAGAGUGGAAGGAUAUUUCGCUUUAUUGGAAUUAUAGCUGCUCUGAAGAUGAUAUCCGGUGUUUUCUGGGAACAUUGUCUUGGAUGAGAACCUGUGAGCAUCAUGAGUACCAAUGCCUAUCAGCAGGGCUCUUUGGGCAGUGAGCGGAGCUCUGGACCUAUCCGGUGCCAGCGUUGUCGGGAGGUGUGUAAGGGAGAGGUGGUGCGCGUUCAGGACACACACUUCCACGUCAAGUGUUUCACCUGCACAGUGUGUGGGUGUGGCCUGGCUAGAUCUGGGUUCUAUCAGAAGAGUGGUGAGUACAUCUGUACGUCAGACUACCAACGUCUGUAUGGGACGCGCUGUGAUCGCUGUGACGGAUUCAUCACCGGGGAGGUGGUCUCUGCUCUGGGGAGGACCUACCACCCUACCUGCUUCGUCUGCAGUGUCUGCAGGAAGCCGUUCCCUAUCGGAGACAGAGUGACGUUUAGUGGGAAGGACUGUGUGUGUCAACAGUGUUCUCACACACUCGUCACCUCCAACGAACCAAUCAAGAUCCAUGGACCCAGCCACUGUUCAGGGUGUGGAGAGGAUAUAAAACAGGGACAGUCUCUGCUGGCAUUGGAGAAACAGUGGCAUGUCAGCUGCUUCAAGUGUCAAACCUGCAACAUGGUCCUCACUGGGGAAUACAUCAGCAAGGACAACGUGCCGUACUGUGAGUCUGACUACCACGCCCAGUUUGGGGUUAAGUGUGAGACGUGCAGCAGAUACAUCAGUGGACGGGUACUGGAGGCAGGGGGGAAGCACUACCACCCUACCUGUGCCCGCUGUGCCCGAUGUCACAUGAUGUUCACAGAGGGAGAAGAAAUGUACCUGCAUGGUGGUGAAGUGUGGCAUCCUUUGUGUAAGCAGGCGGCCAGAGCAGAGAGAAGACUCAGGCACAGACGUCUGUCCGAGACAUCCAUCUCUCCACCGGGUUCGUCUAUUGGCUCUCCCAGCCGCGUCAUCUGCGCCAGGGUGGAGAAUGAGAUACUAGACUAUAAGGACUUGGCUGCACUGCCUAAGGUCAAGGCCAUAUACGAGGUCCAGCCACCUGACCUCAUAUCAUCCUACCAGUCCCAGCAUCAUCCUACCAUAUCAUCCUACCAGCCCUACCCCAGAUACUCCUCAGAUGACAUAGAGACCUUCAGCUAUGGAGAGUCACCUGGGACUCUCUGUUCUCAGAAGCUGUAUUACAAUAUAGACAAGAGACAGAGACAGUGUUCCAGCCCUGCCUACAUGGACGGCUCUCCCUCCUUCAGCCGCCAAGCCAUGUCUCCCAUCACGCCUCGCUCACCGCAGCACUAUGGACACCCUGUGCUGGCUGCAGGCUCUGAGAGUGGCAGGAGCUCACCCUAUUACGGCUCGCUGGAGGGGCGGCCUAGUACUCCUACCACAUACCACGCCCCCAAGCAUUUCCAUGUACCAGCCUCAGGUGAACCCAACAUCUACAGCAAACCUCCCAUCUAUAAGAGAACGGCCACCAAAAGCAGGACCAGCGAAGAUCUAAUCACAUCCUCCAGACUGUCUACCUACUCUCCAGAACCCUACACACAGUCAGAGUCUGACAACUACCCCUAUCCCAGAUCCCCUAAAGCUCUCCGUGCUCCUAGGAGAAGGUAUUCUACAGGAGGAGAUGAAGAGAACUGGAGUCACAGCAGUCUUCAAAGAAUCCAGAGUGGUAUAGGGAGGAUGAUCCUAAAGGAGGAGAUGAAAGCUAGAUCUGGUUGCUAUGACAACGACCCUUGGGGCAGCGCCCGGAAUUCCCGCAGCGGCAGCAAGGAGGCUCUCACCACUACUAGCUACAACAGCACCGGCUACAACAACACUGUCAAUGGCUCUCCUCCAUCCCAUUACAGCUUAGACAGUGACUCGUACAAGUCAGCCUCUCUACCAGGAUACAGGCGGAACGGUGUCAACAGGCCCCAGAGUGCAGCCGCAGACUACUACGAACAGUAUGACAGCAGCAGUGAAGUCAACUGGGGAACCAGAGAAUACAAGGUGUACCCGUAUGAAGUACUGAUCGUGACCACCAGGGGGAGACACAGACUGCCUAAAGACGUAGACAGAGCCAGACUAGAGCGUCAUCUGAGUCCCGAGGAGUUCCUACAGGUGUUUGGGAUGAACUUGACAGAGUUUGACCGGCUGGCUCUCUGGAAGAGAAAUGAAAUGAAGAAACAGGCCCGACUCUUCUAACCAUGGAGAGAGAGAAAAUUAGAAAAGAGAGAGAGAGAGAGAGAGAAACUGUUAAUGACAACAGAGACAGAGAGCGAUGGCGUGAGAGAGGUCGUACAUCAGAAUGAGAGAGUUGCGACAGACAGACAGACAGACAGACAGACAGACAGACAGACAGACAGACAGACAGACAGACAGACAGGGGGAAUGUGUAAUUUCACUGCCACAGACUGAACUAAACCCUCCCCACCACUGCCCAGGGUCAAAAGAGAGAGAGACAGAGGGAGAGACACAAAGGUCAGGAGACUUUUGGCUUUGCCUUACUAUUGUGGAUGAUUUUAUACAUUAUGAGUGUGCAGCACCAGCAAACUAAGUGACUAGAAUGUAGAUAUCAUUUGCACCACUUUAUCAGAAUGAAUGAAUGAAUUAAUUAAUGGAUGGACGAAUAAACACACAAUGCUUAUGUUUUUUAAAUGGAUGCUCAUUGAUGAUCAUUUCUCCUUCUACUUUACUACUUGUAUCUUGUGGUUAACAGUGAUACUGGCAGCAUGCCCAUCUUUUAAUGACAUCAUACCUAUAUUUGAAUGACAUCAUACCUGUAUUCCAAUGACAUCAUGAAAUGAUUUUUCUGAGAAUGAAAACAUUGCUUCACAUUGUGAAUGUGUACGGUACAAAAUAAGGAUUUUUGCUCCAUCAGAUAUGAUAACUAUUCACACAACGACAGGCUACAGACUGGAUGUAUUCACUGUCAGGAAAACGAACACAUGCUAGACGUACCUGCUGUAGCGUUGUGAUAGAGGGAACACUAUUGCUUACACACGGGGAUAAUGUCCGUCUUUAGUUGAACUACGAAUACGUAUUCCUCUUGGAACAUUUGCAUGAACAAACAUUAAAUACAGUUUGUAUUGCGGACAUGAAAUGAGAAGUGUGCAGCUUGGUUAACAUACAGUUGUAGGCUACAGUUGUUUGCAGUUAUGAAGACGUACCCAGAGUCACAACACGUAGGUUGCAGAUGAACAUUCAUAACACAAUAUUCAGACGGUUGGUUCCUUUGAGACGUAUUGAUCCUACUCCUGGGCUGAAAACGUGUUCAGUACAGGGAUGCAUUCUUAGUCCGGGUCUUAUUUGAUCAAAUGUAUAAUUCGUUUUAAUUUGAAACUACAAAACAUACUGUAACUAUAUCCUUUUCAUAGCUAUUUACAGUUACAUCAUGUAUCAUUUAUUCCAAUAAAAUGAUGUUUUCAUGUGUA
This is a messenger RNA of Oncorhynchus mykiss (rainbow trout), 3913 nucleotides long. Lineage: Eukaryota; Metazoa; Chordata; Actinopteri; Salmoniformes; Salmonidae. The record is from RefSeq and is a predicted model, not a curated record.